Messenger RNA from Habropoda laboriosa, 3164 nucleotides. RefSeq names its product pre-mRNA-processing factor 39 (gene Prp39). Gene Ontology annotation, molecular function: protein binding. Bases 45 to 3164 code for a protein of 1039 amino acids. Gene Ontology annotation, cellular component: U2-type prespliceosome; U1 snRNP; commitment complex. Gene Ontology annotation, biological process: mRNA 5'-splice site recognition; RNA processing. The transcript is spliced from 14 exons. The record is from RefSeq and is a predicted model, not a curated record. Lineage: Eukaryota; Metazoa; Arthropoda; Insecta; Hymenoptera; Apidae.
GUGAUAUACUUUUUUUAUAAGUACAGAGAUUGCAUCGAGGCAAGAUGUCGUCCGCAAGUGGUGAUGAAACUGAGAUCACUUUAAACGAACCCGUACGUCGUACGAGAUCUAGUCGUACACGUAAAACUACCGUGGUAGCGAAGAAGUCUCCUGUAAAGAAACUUUUAGCAAGGGCGACACGUUCUCCGAAAAAAGUGCAAGAAAUCGAAGAGGUCGAGGAGGAAGAACCUGUAUUGCAAGAGGAAGUGGUUAUGGAAAGCAUUCCAGAAAAUGGAGUGCAAAGGUUUGGUGACAUUAUUAUUGAACAACAUAAUGAAGAUGAUUCGUCUAUGUUACAAUUAGAAUUAGAAGAUUCUGGUGAUACAGCUGUUCAUGAAAUCAAUAUGAAUCAGAGUGUACAAAUAGGAGUUCAAGAAAGUGUACCUGAUCUAGAAACUGCAUCUCAAAUUGAUCAUUCUAAUACAAUAUCAGAUUCAAUGAUCAUAGAAGAAAGCAGUAUGGAUAAAGUUGAUAUUUUAAGUGAACGUGAACAAAUGGAUAUGGAAGGACAAGAUACUAGUAAUGAUGACACAAAUCAACGUGUAUUGAUAGAUUUUCAGGAAGUUAUGAAUGAAGAUGGGGAAACCAUAACACAAGUAACAGAAAUUUUAGAAACAGAGGAAAUUGAAUCUGAAAAUGUUAUAAAUGAAGGUACUAGCAUUGAAGUCAUGGAGGUAGAUUGUCAACAAGAAACAUCAGAAAGUAUAGAAAAUGUUACAGAAAAAAUUGUACCUCAUACAGACACAAUGGGAAUGACGGAAAUCAUAGAAACCACUGAGGGUGACAUGGAAUGCUUACCUGAGAAUGCUAUGGAAAAAAUAGAACCUGAUACGGAAGCUGUAUCUGAAGAUGAACUUCCUACAGAAGCUGCAGCAAAAGAACCAGAAACAGAAGCUGUAUCUGAUGAAGAAUUACCAGCAGCAGCUCCUGCAGAUUUAGGAGAAACUGAAUCAGUUUCUGAAGAUGAGCUACCAUUAGACAGUGAAAAGAAGAAAAAAAGUGGUAUAAAGACACUGAGUAAAACUCCAGAAAAGAAAACUAAAACAGAAGGCGCAAAUAAACGCAAGUUAAAUGCUGAGGGAGAAUAUGAUCCUAGUUCACCGACGUCUGAAAAUAAUGAUGAGACGCCGGCAAAAAAAGCUACACUUUCAACCGAAACAGACCCAGGAGACAGUAAGCAAGAAAUUAAACCAGCAUCGCCAAAGAAAAAAACAUUACCGGAAUUAGAAAAAUAUUGGAAAGCUGUUAAUGAAGAUCCAUCAGAUUUCACGGGAUGGACAUACCUUCUUCAGUACGUUGAUCAAGAGAAUGACGCAGAGGCUGCACGCGAAGCUUAUACCAAAUUUUUGGAGCGUUAUCCAUAUUGCUACGGUUACUGGAGAAAGUUUGCUGAUUACGAGAAGAAGAAGGGCAACCCCGAAAAUGUCCAAAGGGUAUUCGACCAAGGUUUGAAAGCUAUUUCGCUCAGUGUCGACCUUUGGCUUCAUUACAUCAACCACUGCAAAACCGUCUAUGAAAAGGAUGAAGAAAAGCUUCGGGAACAAUAUGAAAGGGCUAUUCAGGCAUGUGGUCUUGAAUUCAGAUCUGAUCGUCUUUGGGAAAGCUACAUAAAAUGGGAGUUGGAAGGCAAACGUCUGAGCAGAGUAACAGCAUUGUAUGAUCGUUUAUUGUGUACACCUACACUCGGUUAUAUUUCCCAUUUUGAUGCAUUUCAAGAGUUCGUUUCGUCAAACUUACCCAAUCGUAUUUUAAAUGUUGACGAUUUUCUUGCAUUACGUGCUGAAGUAAAAGCACUUUUGAAAUCAGAUGACAAUACUUCCACUUCAGCAGCGGAUGAUGCACCACCUGGAGAAGAACCACCACCACACGAACUUCCGCCAACUGAUGAAGAGACCCGUGCUAUUAGGGAAAAAAUUAUUAGCAGUAGACGUAAAAUGCACAAAGCUAAUAUUAACGCAGUUGCGGCAAGAUGGUCAUACGAGGAGGGUAUUAAAAGGCCAUAUUUCCAUGUCAAACCUUUAGAACGAUGUCAAUUGAAAAAUUGGAAAGAAUAUUUAGAUUUCGAAAUUGAACAGAAAGAUCAGAAUCGGAUAAUUAUCUUAUUUGAAAGAUGUUUAAUAGCCUGCGCGUUAUAUGAUGAAUUUUGGAUGAGAUUUGUUCGUUAUUUGGAAUCCUUGAAGGGCGAUAAUGUGGAAAAAAUAAGAGAUGUAUAUACUAGAGCUUGCAUGGUGCAUCAUCCAAAGAAACCAAAUUUACAUCUUCAAUGGGCAACUUUUGAAGAGGGUCAGGGUAAUUUCGAGAAGGCAGCAAGCAUAUUGGAAAAUAUUGAUAGUGUAAUACCAAACAUGUUACAAGUAGCAUAUCGAAGAAUAAACUUGGAACGUAGAAGAGGAGAUUUGGAUAAAGCUUGUACAUUGUACGAAAAUUACAUUAGCAAUAGUAAAAAUAGAACUAUCGCGAAUAAUAUCGUAGUAAAGUAUGCAAGAUUUUUGUGUAAAGUAAAAGAUGAUGUGGAUAAGGCAAUAAAAGUACUGCUGAAGGCCACAGAAAAGGAUAAAGAUAAUCCACGGCUAUAUUUACAAUUAAUUGAUUUGGGAAUGCAAAGAACUCCCGUCGAUACACAAGAAAUUGUAGGAUAUAUGGAUAUGUUUAUAGAACGAGAACAUGCUGAUCUCGAACAAAGAGUACUUUUUGCACAACGUAAAGUGGAAUUUCUUGAAGAUUUUAGUCCAGAUAUUCGACAAGUAUUGAAAGCGCACGAACAAUUCCAAAAGUGCAUCAAACAAGCAAAGGAACGAAAGAAGACGAAAAGCGAUGAUACCAAAACAGACACUUCUCCUCCAAAGAAAGUUAAAACUGGUGAUCAAUCUAGUGUUCCACCUCCCCCUUCUGUAAGCUCACAGUCAUCUUACCAGUACAGCAGUGGCCCAAGUGGACCUUAUCAAUCACAGCAACAAUUUCAAAGUGGUCAGUACGGUGGUCAAGGUGGAUAUCAGCAAGGUUAUCAACAGUAUCCACCUCCUUCUGAUCCCAACUAUGCUAAUUAUCAGAGUUGGCAAUACGGACAAGGAGGACCACAGGCAUACGGACCAUACAAUCAAUGGGGAUCGUACAAUUAUUAUUAG